Penaeus monodon (black tiger shrimp) is the source of this 6385-nucleotide messenger RNA. RefSeq names its product growth factor receptor-bound protein 2 (gene drk). The coding region runs from base 329 to 1006 and encodes 225 amino acids. The transcript has 7 exons. Gene Ontology annotation, molecular function: protein binding. The record is from RefSeq and is a predicted model, not a curated record. NCBI's taxonomy places the organism in Eukaryota, Metazoa, Arthropoda, Malacostraca, Decapoda, Penaeidae.
CCAAGUGUCCGAAUGGCGGGCAGUCCUUCCCGUGUGUAAAGGCUACUUCCCCCUCUUAUAAAACCCCGCCACGCCGGGAAACGCGACCCGCCCGCCCCAAACAACCCCCCGGGAGCCAGAGGCGAAGGCAGCGGCCUGGCGGAGGCGAGCAAGCAACUUCCCGAGAGGCGAGACCCGGGGCGAUGUGGCAGCGCCGCAGAGUGUAAUGGCAGGGAGGGCGCCUUCCACCCUCACGCACUCUUAGGGCGAAUCUCGGGCGUUUUCACCCUUUGCCACGGCGAGGAAGGGCGGCUCUCGCGUCGUGCGCUCCGGAGGGACAGAUUUCACCAUGGAGGCGAUAGCAAAACAUGACUUUAACGCCACAGCUGAGGACGAGCUCAGUUUUAGGAAAGGGCAGAUUCUUAAGGUACUAAAUAUGGAAGAUGAUAUGAACUGGUUCAGAGCAGAGCUGGACGGCAGAGAAGGACUCAUCCCUAGCAACUACAUCGAGAUGAAGAGUCAUGAAUGGUAUUAUGGAAGGAUAACUCGCGCAGAUGCGGAAAAACUCUUGCUUAAUAAACACGAAGGAGCGUUCCUCAUCCGGGUUAGCGAGAGUUCUCCGGGAGAUUUUUCAUUAUCCGUCAAUGUUGCAUCAGAUGCAAAUGUAAACCCUCAGUCAUCACAAGGAUGUGGAGAUGGUGUUCAGCACUUUAAGGUCUUGAGGGACACACAGGGCAAGUUUUUCCUCUGGGUCGUCAAGUUCAACUCCCUAAAUGAAUUGGUGGAGUACCAUCGGUCAGCGUCUGUGUCCCGGUCCCAUGACAUUAAGCUCAAAGACAUGACUCCAGAAGAAUUCUUAGUGCAAGCCCUAUACGACUUCACCCCUCAGGAGCAGGGCGAGUUGGAAUUCAAGCGAGGUGAUGUCAUCACUGUCACAGACCGGUCAGACCCCCACUGGUGGAGCGGCGAAAUGGGCAAUCGCAGGGGGCUCUUUCCUGCCACCUACGUGGCUCCCUACCACACCUAGAUGCCCAGUGCAGGAGCUCCACCUCGAGUACCAUGUCAUAACCGGAGUCAGCAGCCAUUCGUACCAGGAGGCUGCUCAAAUAGUAUCUUAACAGAAACAAUGAAAGAGACCUUGCUGAAAACAAUGAAUGGAAACUUGGCCAGGCUUAAGGGUGCUUUGGCCUACACACAGUGACAGACUGAGGGAGGCCUUGCAGGAGAUGAAUAGUAGUUGGCUGGCACCCUAUACAGUUUUUGGUUUGUGUUUCUGUGGCUUUCACCCCAGUCAGUAAUUGUGCCUACAUUCUACUUUGAUUUUGCCCCCAUCCAUUUAUAUUGGAUUAGCCAGUAAAUAUGUUUUAUUAUUGGUGCCAUCUCAUACCUUUUCAUCCUACAUGGUUUUGUAAAGAAUGACUUUUUAAAAAAAAGGAAUUGCAUGUGUAUUAUUCUUGCCACAAGCUUUGAUUGCAGAAUUUUUAGAAAUAUAUCAAUGGAAAAUACAUUAGUAUCCAUAACAUAAAAUUGAAUAUUCAAUAGCUUGAAGAAUAAACCAAUUAGCCUUGCAUGGCUUUUGCAGUGUUGCAGUGAUUCAUCUGGUACAUAACAAUUUGUGCACAAAAUUAUUGGUAAUGUACUUUACAAAAUGUUUAUGUCCCACCUAUGCACCUGGAGUGAUUCUUUUUUUUUUCUUUCUUUCUUUUUUUCAUUUUUUCUUUUAUUUUUUUUAUUUUUUUUCUCUCCUUUUGAUAGGAAGCUGUUUCCACCUUUACCUGAAUCUAAGAAAUCUUUACAGACAAUUUGCCCAAAAGUCCAGGAAAUGUCUUUUUAGAGAUAAGGUACAUUUAGAGACACUAUAUUUUUUUGUUUUCUCGUUUCUCUUCGGACCUUAAAUCCAGGUAAAGUUGGUCCAGAUUUUAGAAUUUAUGAUUCCUCGAAUAGAUCAAGCCAUGUUUGCAAGAGGAAAGCACAAGUGAUUGUUCGAGGUCUCUCUUUUACAUUUUGUUUUAUUCAGGCCAGGCAAGCACAAAAAACUUUUUUUUUUUUUUUAAUACUGUUAGGCUUUUUUUUUUUUUUUUUUUUUUCUUUCUUUUUGAUUUUUGAUUUUUUAUAUCUAUAUAGUGUGUAAAAAAAAGCAAAAAAAAAAUAAAUAAAAGAUAAAUUGUGUAUAAUUACAUGAGCAAGCCAAAUAAGCAGGAUCAAAGGGGGAGGAGCCCAGCCUGCGAGAAGGGAAAAAUAGUGUGUUAUAGAGCCGAGGGAGAAAUGCGGUUGUGAGCGCUGUUGAUGUAAUAAGGUCUUUGUUGAAUGAGAAUGGUUUUCGCAAGCCUAUGGAUUUUGAUAUUAUCUAUAAAUGGUAUGUUGGGGGAGUUCACAUGUAAUGGUAUGCUGGUAUGCUUACUACCAAGCAUCAGCAGGAUUGUACAGAUUUAUUUCUCAGUAAUGCGUUCUUGUUUUAGAUAGAGGAAAGAAGAAGAGUGUGUGAAAGAGAAAGAGGUAGAGAGUAAGAGAGAGAGUGAGAGAGAGAGAGAGAGAGAGUGAAUACGUUUACACGAAAAGCAUUAUAUUACGUUUGUAUUCAGAGUGUAUUUUUUCAGACUUCAGGCUACUUCAGCUUGUCAAGGACCUUGUAGCUUGCCUUGUGGUAAAGAGUAUGGAUUCAGUAGUGGGGGGGAGGGAGAGGGAGGGGGCAACUUGAUACUUGUCUUCAUUGUUCUGAGAGCCGAUUGCAUUUUUGAAACAUUUAUCUUUCCAUCAGUGGUUGCGAGGCUGUGGGGAGUGAUUUAGUUUGUGGAUAUUUUUUUACGUAAUUUUUGUUUUCUCAAUCUUUUGCAUUCUGUGGUUGAUAUUAUUAUUAUUAUGGACAUAACAAUUAUAAUUAAUAUUAUUGCAACUAAUAAUAUUUUUACUAGCAUUAUUAUUAUUAUUAUUAUUAUUAUGAGUAUUGCUAUAUUAUAUUAUUAUUUUUCAUAGUAACAUUCAUUACCUGUUAUCAUUCACUGUAAUUUGAUCAAUAGAGCUCUGUUUGGGUGUAAUUACUUUGAUAAACAGAAAACAUUGGGUUACAAGAUUGUUUAAGAGUAAGGAGGAGGAGGAGGAGUCAGUCAGUCCGUUGAGACCAAAUAUUUUCCUGUUUUGGAAAAAGGGGAAAAUUGGUUGGUGACUUUUUCUUCUUCUUCUUCUUCUUUUUCUUUCCUUUCUUUUUCUUUUUUUCUGUGUACUGACAAUUUGCUAAUAUGUACUUUUUGGUUUAUUAUUAUUAUUAUUUAUCUUAAUAGGUCAGAUUAAAAGAGUUUGGGGUUUGUAAUGAAUAGCUGAAGGUUGAUGGUGUUAUGAUUCAAAAGCAAAAUUUAUGGCAUUGAGUGAAAGUUUGCUUCACAGAAAAUGUUUUGAAUGGAUAGAUAUAGCCCCCUCUCUUGUCUUUAUAUAUGUUUUUAUUUUUUAUUAUUACUUUUUUUUCGUUUCAUCUCCCUUCAGUUUUAUUACUUUUUUACUUACUUUUUUUCUACAAUGUUCUUUUUCUAUCCCUCAUUGUGUUCUCUUUUUAUGUCUGUCUAUGUACAUCAGUGAUGAUUCUACAUCUAAAACUGCAAAUAACACAAUGUAUAGUGGGUAGUUUUAUGUAAUAGGUAAUUAAUGGGAUGAGUUCCGAUUUUUCCAAGAACUGUUAUCAUGGUCUUGUCUGCGAGUUCUUGCAACUUAAGUACGCACCCUCAUGAUUGACAUUUUUACCAAGCACAUUAAACUGACACAGUGUUUCAGCUAUGUACACGCUCUCUCCCUCAUAUUAUUCAACCAUGGUAUUAAUCAGUACAUAGUGGUUCCUUAUACCUCAUAACUACACCACAUUUUGAGAGUGAUGUGGUUGUCAUUUAUACUGAUGCGACCUGUGGUCCAUAUUGAUUGUGAGAACCAGUUUUAAGGUUAACGUUCAUUUGGAUAAGGUGCAGAGGAGGAAGGCCAAUGGCGCAUAGAGUCUCGAAUGUACAUAUUAGAUAGGAAGACAUUGAAGUUGCUGGCGAGCUGGCUGAGGAUCGCUGAGUAUUUACUUUUUUGAGAUUUGUAAUGUCCAUCUUCAGCCACCUCGAGAUGCCUCCUUAUGCGAAGUUUGCACUUGAUUUGUUUGCUUUUCUUGUAGCCCCUAAUGGAAAGGUUGAGAAUGCUGAAUGUUUUUUUUGCUCCUUGUCUUUGCUAGAUUUCACUAAAUUGUUCAUUGCAAUAACCUUAAGAAUGUGACUGUAAUGACUACCAGAAUUUUUUUCCCCUUUGUCUCUGUCAUCUUUUUUUUUUUAAUCAGUCCUUUUAUAAACAUAUUCUGCUUCCUCUUCUCUUCCUUAUGAAUUUAUGGCUUCCAUAUAGGGAUGACUUUCAUCAGGGUUGAAAAUCUUCAGGGUUGUCCCAAGAAAUCAAAAAGGAGUUUCUCGAGGGAUUGCUCCACUGAACAACGCGCAAAUGAGUGUGCAUUUUAAGCCACUUCGAAGCACCCUCUAUUUUUUAACAGACAUUUAAUGGUUCAAGGCAUGAGUGAACAUGAGCUUUGGUUUUACUCUUUUCAAAGUAUUUUUAAGAUACUUUUCGUAUGGAUCUUUUCACUUUUUUUUGGGUGGUUUCAUACACUAAGAAUGAAAGUUGAUGCUUCCAAAAAGAGUAAAGAAGAGAGACUGUUCCCUUCAUAUUAGGAUAUGGAUAAUCAGAUCCCUUAAAAGCCUGAGUGAUAAUUCAAAGGUUUCAGAACCCAAAAGCAUUUCAGUCCAGACUGGAAUUUAGGGUGGUGUGAGGUCUAGAUGGCUCAGCUCCUGUGAGCCUUUUUUUUUAUUAUUAUUAUUCUAAAGUAAUGUAGUUUAUCCAGCUGGUUUCAAUAUUACAGUAUUAUCAUGAUACCAAAUUGGUUAUAUGAUAGAAGAAAAGCCACACAUUACAAGGAUCACCUGGAAGGGUGUUGACAAUUGUAAUUGUGACUUGCAAAGUUAGCUAAACAAUCUCCUGGUGCAAGAGAUCUAUCCACUGUCACUCAGGCAGAAACUCGCAUUCGUCCACAGAAACCCUGCUGAUUUCACUGAAAAAGGCCCUGUCAUUGCUACCUGAAUCAAGUCCCCCUCCCCCCCCCUCAUUGUCACUAUAGUAAACCCCUCCCUCCCCCCUUCCCUCUUCCCAUCAUCAUGAAGUGUAAUCCUAUCAUCGUCAUUCGCAGUUCUGUCGUGAAAGACCGGAUUCAGUAGCUAGAGUGAGAAAGCGCACGAGAGGAUGUACGAUUUUAGUGUGUCUAAAGCUGUGAAAUGCUCAAUUCUUGUAAUUUUAUCUCAAAUUGUUCCAUCCUUUUAUUAUUUUGCAAGUUUGUGUGUGGGCUCGUGUGCCCCUGUACACUUUUAUGUAUGUAUGUUUGCAUGUUUUUCUUUUUCUUUCUUUUUUUUUUUUUUACAAGUUUGCAAGACUUGAAUUUGAAUGUAUUUUUAUUUGUAUUAAACUAUGAAAUCUUUAUUUGAAAUAGGUACAUGUGCUUUUACCAGAGAUAACCUUUUUUUUUUACACUUUUAUUAUAUUUUUCUCUCCUAUUAUUUGUGUUCACAACACACCUCUAUGAGUGUAUGUCAACACUUAAUACCCUCACAAGCUGGAUAUAAUGUUGGUGUGUCGCAUAAAGAAUAAAACGCAGAAUACCAAAAUAAAAAAAAAGGUUUAGGUUUACUCAGCAUGUUACAUCUGGUGAUUGUGUAAAAAUCCUGUUAUUUUUUUUUUUAUAUUUCAACAUCUGGGCUUUUUGUAUAUUUUUUUAAUGUCUGAAGAAUCUUGUAUAAUGCUAGAAAAUUUAGGAUAUUAGUAUAUUGGAAAAGAUUUUUUUUUUUUCUUCUUUUUUUUUUUACGACGGUAAAUAAACAUGUCAAUUUCAGUUGGAAGGAAGGCCAAUUUCUUUUUAUUUGUUUGUUUAUUAUAAUUAUUAUGAGCACAAAGGUAGCUUAUUUCUUCUGUGUCCACCUCAUUUUCAUUCUCUUUACGUCAUCUUUUUUCUGUUCUACUUUGCGCUUCUUUCAUUCCCUUUUUCACUUCUGCCUCUGCAUCCUUUUUCUUUUCUUCUUCAUUCUUCCUUCUCUCUGUGCUGCCUAGUGUGCACUGAAGAAUUAUUAGAAAUUCCCUUUUUAUAUAUGUAUAUGUAUAUAUAUAUAUAUAUAUAUAUAUAUAUAUAUAUAUAUAUAUAUAUAUAUAUAAUGUUAUAUGUAUUAUUUAUAUAAAUAGAGGAAAACACAAAAGAAAAGUUUUUAACAAUUUUCUUUGCUGGUUUUAUGAAUGAACCAUGGUAUUAAUAGAUAAAUUAUGUAAUUAGAUUUUUGACCGACAGACUUCCAGAUAUCAUAUGAUGGUUGACAUUUAUGUAUUUUAACAUGAGCAUUAUUAAAUAUUAAUAUACUAA